Aureobasidium pullulans EXF-150 is the source of this 1434-nucleotide messenger RNA. RefSeq names its product DUF1593-domain-containing protein. The record is from RefSeq and is a predicted model, not a curated record. The transcript has a single exon. The annotation marks the transcript as partial. Gene Ontology annotation, molecular function: hydrolase activity, hydrolyzing N-glycosyl compounds. Lineage: Eukaryota; Fungi; Ascomycota; Dothideomycetes; Dothideales; Saccotheciaceae.
CUGCUAUGCAUGGGUGUGCAAUCAGCACCCAUGGGAAUCGAUGCAACCAACUCUAGCACUUCCGCAUCAUAUCCGCGAAUCUUUGUCGUUACGGAUAUCUCUAAUGAGCCCGAUGACCAAAUGUCGUUGGUUCGAUUGCUUGUCCAUUCUGACAUUCUGUCAAUUCAAGGCAUCUCGACAACAACCUCCUACUGGCUAAAUGACACCACUUAUCCUGAGCACAUACUAGAUGUCAUCGACGGCUACGAGAACAUUACCACUAACCUCAAUGCUCAUACCGAAAACACGUUCCCCAGUGCUGACAGCCUGCGCUCUGUGGUCAGAGCAGGUCACUCGGUUUACGGGCUUGCGGCACUCAAGAACGGUACGCUCUCAACAGGUGCUGAGUUGCUCAUCUCGGCGGCUGGCAAUUCGAACGAGACUCUGCACGUCUUACUCUGGGGCGGUGCCAACGUACUGGCCGAAGCGUUAGACCACGUCAACCGUACGGGCUCGCAGGGAGACCUCGAAACUUUUGUCAGCCGACUCCACGUCUAUUCGAUCUCUGAUCAGGACGAUGCUGGACCAUGGAUUCGCAAGAACUUCCCUCAAAUUCCAUACAUCGCCUCAGUACAUGGCUUCAACAUGUACAAAAAUGCUGCAUGGACUGGUAUUAGUGGCGACUUGUUGUAUGCCUUCGAUGCAGGUGGUCCAGACUCCACACUUGUCGACGACACCUACAUUCGCAACAACUUCCAAAUCGGCCCCUUAGGCGCGAAGUAUCCGGAUAGAGCUUUCAUCAUGGAGGGCGACAGCCCCUCGCUUCUUUCGGUCAUUCCCAACGGACUUAAUGUACCGGCUCGUCCCGAGUUUGGUGGCUGGGGUGGUCGAUAUAUUCUGUCCGACAUCUCCGGUGCAUCGAACCACUAUGCAGAUACCAUCGACAGAGUGGUGGGUGUUUCCGGAAAUACCUUUGUCUCCAACCAUGCAACCAUUUGGAGAUGGCGUAGCGCGUAUCAGAACGAAAUGAGCGCACGUAUGCAAUGGACCCUGUCCUCGAAUUACAGCUCAGCCGUCCACCCGCCCAGGAUCAGCCUCAACGGAACCACUGGAACUGCGCCAUACUCAUUGAGUGUCCGGCCAGAGCAAAGCAUUAUCUUGAACGCGUCAAGUACUAUCGAUCCAGAUAGCAACUCGAGUUCCACAUUGACCUUCGAGUGGAUGCACUACAAGGAUAUCACGGCCAGCAAUCAAUACAACGCCAAUGCUCAAAUACCUCAGCUCAACUUCACAUGCUUGAACCAGGCUUGUUCGACUAUCCAAACCAAAAUGCCGGCUGAAUCUCUUGCUUGUCCGGACACUGGUUGUCAGACCUAUCAUGUUAUCCUAUCAGUCAAAGGACAGAGCGCGACACCUAUUACAAGAUAUAGGAGGAUCGUCUUAGAGACACAGGGU